Anneissia japonica is the source of this 1575-nucleotide messenger RNA. RefSeq lists its product as uncharacterized. The transcript has 2 exons. The record is from RefSeq and is a predicted model, not a curated record. Lineage: Eukaryota; Metazoa; Echinodermata; Crinoidea; Comatulida; Comatulidae. The coding region runs from base 211 to 1575 and encodes 454 amino acids.
CCGAUCCGACUUGACCCCGCGUAUUAGAACUUUAAGUACGCGCAAGACAACUGCAGGACAAAUUCCCGCGGUACGAGAGCACACUGCUAUUCUUUACAACGUGUUUGACACGAUAGGGUUACUGUACUGGUUUCUACUUUCUUGUAUUUUAGUUUUAUUUCCGUCAUGCCUUUAUAAUGCGAAGCUGUUGCAUGUACGAAUAACUCAAGAAUGAAAAAUAAACCAAGAUUUUUUAGGUUUCCCAACAACAAUGCCGUAUUGAGACAGAAAUGGAUUGCUGCAUGCAGGCGAAAAAAUGCUGAUGGCUCGAGGUGGAACCCGACAGGCAGGAACAUUUAUUUGUGCGCCAAACAUUUUAUUACCGGUAAAGCAAUGAAACGACUAGUUGACCAAGAUCACCCAGAUAGUGUCCCAAGUAUUUUUAAGUUCAACCCAACAAAUGAAGAGAUUAAUAGGCAGAAAAUAGCAAGAUACAAUUCUGCUAAAGAAAGAGAACAGGCGAAGGUUAAACAAACUAAGGAAAAAAAAUUGGCGGUUAAAGAGAAUAGGAAGAAAAAACAGCAACAAAAACUUGGGUUGGAUAUGAAUGUGCCUUGUGAAGCAGUGCCAUCUACCAGCAACAUAGCUACAAGAGGCGUCAGGUGCCAGUCAACAACCACUACCACUGAAGUGCAGACUCAAACUUGCUCAUUAGUCUUAGAGUUUGAUUAUGUAAAUGAAAUUAAUAGUCUUCGGAAAGAAAGAAAUGAUGCCACUGAAAAACUUAAAAUAACCAAGAUUUUAUGUUAUGAAAAAUUCAAGGAUAACAAAUCAAAAUUUAAAUAUUAUACAGGCAUUGAAAAAGAAGUAUUUGAUAAAGUAUUUAAUAAUCUAGAACAAUCACUCCCAACUAAUCAAAAAUUUGCUAUGCCUUUCAAAGACCAAUUUUUUAUGACCCUUACCAAACUUAGACUUAAUGUGCAAUUUGAAAAUUUGGCAGAUCAGUUUGGAUCAACUAAGUCCACAGUGCAUGCAAUAUUUUGGAAGUGGAUUGAUUUACUUUUUAUAAAAUUAUCCUUUUUGAUACAUUGGCCAGACCAUGAUGCUAGUAUAAAAACCCAGUAUUUCCCUAGAUUAACUGGAAUUAUCGAUUGUUCUGAAAUUUUUAUUGAAAGACCUACACAUUUGAAAGCCCGUUCCCAAGUUUACUCCAAUUACAAAAAACAUUCCACAAUUAAAUUUCUUAUUGCAUGUACAUGUACUCCCCAUGGUUCAAUUUCAUUUUUGUCAAAUGUAUGGGGCGGUAGAGUAUCAGAUGGGGAAAUUGUAAGAAAAUCCGGUUUUCUUGAUAGUAAAUUCCAUCAUUAUGGUGAUCAAAUAUUAGCUGAUAGGGGUUUUACUUUAGCUGAUGAAUUUGCUACUAAAUGUGGUGUAGAACGUUUGAUUCCAAGUUUCACUAAGGGCAGAAAACAACUGCCAGCUAGGGAAGUUGAAGUCACACGCCAAAUUGCAUCAAUAAGAAUCCACAUUCAACGGGUAAUUGGUUUAAUGAAAAAUCGUUUACAAUUCUUAAUGGCCCCUUACCAAUUACAAUGA